AUGAAGAUCAGUCAGCUCUAUCUCUAUCCGAUUAAAUCCCUCCGACCAGCCUCUUUGGAUACGGCCGUCCUUACUUCCGUAGGUCUGGAAUUUGACCGUCGAUAUAUGCUUCUGAAGGUCGAAGCAGACAAAGAUGGCAUCAAGACCAUACUGAAGAACAUGCACAUUCCCCAUUAUCCAGAAAUGGGACUUUUCCAGACUGCGGUAGAAUUCCCUAAAACCAAACAUGACAGCGGGAAAGUUACUAUCACAUACAAUCCCCCAACGCCUCAAGAUGUUUCAGACGCAAAGCCACGUGAGGCCAAGUACCUAGAGAUUCCGCUGCGCCCGCAUUCGGUCAAGGAGAAAAGGAAAUUCCAGGUCAUGAUGCACAAGAGCCCAACAACUGGAUAUGAUAUGGGUGCCGAAUAUAACGAUUGGUUCAGCGAAUGCUUUGGGUUUCCGGUGAUCCUAGCGUAUCUGGGGACCAAUUCCAGAAAAGUCCUGGGUACAAUGGCUCCGGAAAACCGAAAUAAAACGCCCUGGUGGACGAUCUGGUACGAAACCCUGACGCACACUUGGAACAAAACCAUCCCAGUGUUACUUGUCUGGCUCUACAUCCUCAUCCGGGCUGUAGAUUAUCCCAUCGGCAUGAUGGCGGAUGAUCGUCUGACCCCUCAAAUGGCUUUGUCAGCUGCCGCUCUCAUUCUCACCAGCUGGGUAUGGGGCACGCAUUGUCUGCUCGUCAGACUACGGCAAACACGCAUCAGCUUUGCGGACUGUGCUCCGUUUCUAGUUAUCUCCCAGGCCUCCAUCGAUAAUGUCUCUGCCCGACUUCCGGAGGGAGAGGAAAUGGAUCAUACUAAGUUCCGGCCUAAUAUUGUCGUGUCAGGCGCUGAUUCAGCAUUUGAAGAAGAUUUUUGGACUGAACUUGUUGUGGGACCUACGAAGGCUCGUCUAUUGUUGACGGGGAACUGUGUUAGAUGUCAGAGUUUGAAUGUGGAUUAUCAGACUGGGAGUAUGGCCGAGGGUGAGACCGGCAUGGUGCUGAAGAAGUUGAUGAAAGAUCGGCGGGUGGAUCGAGGGGCAAGGUUCAGCCCUGUUUUUGGCCGGUAUUCGUUCCUGCAUUGGACAGGUCACGGGGAUACAAUUCGGAUAGGCGAUGAGGUUGGGGUGGUGGCGCGUAGUAAAGAACGGACUGUUACAGAUUGGCCCGGUCUCACCAAUUAG
Messenger RNA from Penicillium pulvis, 1209 nucleotides. Its product is annotated as MOSC domain protein. Gene Ontology annotation, molecular function: pyridoxal phosphate binding; catalytic activity; molybdenum ion binding. The transcript is spliced from 3 exons. Lineage: Eukaryota; Fungi; Ascomycota; Eurotiomycetes; Eurotiales; Aspergillaceae. The record is from RefSeq and is a predicted model, not a curated record. Bases 1 to 1209 code for a protein of 402 amino acids.